Molecule: messenger RNA, 1281 nt
Organism: Fusarium keratoplasticum
Lineage: Eukaryota; Fungi; Ascomycota; Sordariomycetes; Hypocreales; Nectriaceae
Exons: 3
Coding region: 1-1281 (426 amino acids)
Source: RefSeq, a predicted model, not a curated record
AUGUCCACCGAGUCAAGCAUCAUUGACCUCCUGUAUGACAUGCUGGAUCAACAGCCAGGGAAUGUCUAUAUUCUCGAAAGAAUCACCGAAGCUUGGGAGUCCAAGAAUGAAAGAGGUAUUGCCCGUGAAACAGCUAGCCAGCUCCUCCAACUAGAUCCUGGCAAUGCCGUGGCCCGCCUAUGCCUUCAAGAGAGACGAGAUACAAUCAGAGCCGCAUCCAGCAGUAGCAGUAGUAAUGGGGUUCAAGGACGUAAACAGGCACAGUCGCGGAAAACCUCGACACCAGCCAGCACUAGCAGAAACACGGACCUUCUAGGCGACUACAAGCAGCUGAUGCUUGAGGCGGAACAUCUCAAGCACGAACUCUCUGGCAUCAUGCAACUUUCUGGGCUGCAGGACAUCGAUGAAUGUCAAGAGGCCGUGACCAAUCUUGGGCAUAUAAGCCGUGGUGAGAUCAGCAAGGCCAUCCAUUCUCUGCAACCUGUUUCAGUGAGAGAGUCAGCAAGAAAUGUUGCGGCAAAUCGAGACAAGGCCCAGGAACUUUUGGUCCAAGAUUUUGAGGCUGUGAUUGCAUGGGCCUCCUCACAGGAGACUCCAGUCAGCCUUGAAUCCAUUCGGGACAGACUGGUAAAGCGCAGAACUCUCUUGGAUGCAGCCCUACCCGAAAACAUGGCAAGAUACACCACCGAUGCCCUCGCUUUAGUGGAGCGGAAGCACCUGAAGAAGAAGUACGUCAACUCGGAAACCAUGCUUGGGGACAAGGUUGAAGAAAUUCCCGCCGAGAACUUCUUCGUAUCCGAGGACAAUUACGCCUGGGACAUGGAAGAACUGGUGCAAGCGCUAGCAGUCAACGAUGGGGUCAUGAGGAACCCGCUGAGUAAGGAAAUGUUUACUGAAGCCGACAUCCGCAACAUUCUCUCGCAUCCGCUCGGAGUUAGACUCAAGCCCAUACAGCUGGCCCAGAGUCAACUGAAGCAGGGAGUACGAGCUGAAACGAUCCGUCGAGUCGAGGCUCUUGGGAGCAUACUCUUGGCUGAUCAGACUGAGAACGCUGCGCCGAGUCGGUCGGCAACAGAUGAGUUCUUGGCCUACAUGGCCACGCUCCCGGACAAUGAGCAAAACACUAUCAAUUCCCUCAAGAUCCCAGCGAGGGAUAAGCUCAAUGGCCAGCCAUAUGACUACACCAUAGGACAGUCAGUCAAGGAUGCCAAGUCCAACCUUACCUGUUUCCAUAAGGUCGGAGACUUUCUUUCCCAAGCGGCACAGACUUUGAAGGAUUAG